Cornus florida is the source of this 2445-nucleotide messenger RNA. RefSeq names its product protein SEEDLING PLASTID DEVELOPMENT 1. The record is from RefSeq and is a predicted model, not a curated record. Bases 188 to 2269 code for a protein of 693 amino acids. Gene Ontology annotation, molecular function: ATP hydrolysis activity. NCBI's taxonomy places the organism in Eukaryota, Viridiplantae, Streptophyta, Magnoliopsida, Cornales, Cornaceae. The transcript is spliced from 9 exons.
UUUCUACACCCCUUUGGCGGGACCACCGACGGCUCCAAGUCCAAUAACAAAGGAGAUCCCAACGAAUCUUCUUUUAUCUUCCUCAUCAUCUCUCCUUCUUCACCACCAUUGUUUCCCACAACAAACCAAUCAUAUAAACAGACACGAACUCAAACCCACAUAGAUACAACACGCAUAUGGUAAAAAUAUGAGAGCUUUGAAUUCAUAUUUUUUGCUCAUUGAUCUCCACAGCUCAUGGCACUCAGCCAACCAAAUUCCAACCACCACGUUCGCUUAUCUCCAAAAGUCCAGCUUGGCCACUUCUUUCUCUGGGGCAUUUCGUCGAUCAGGUCAUCGGCGUAAUGGCAUUUCAUCGUCGAGCUCUCCAGUUCCAUCGAUUCGGUCCCCGGAGAUCCGCAGACCGCGGGAUCGGUCGUCCACCGGAAAUGGGUUGUCGUUGGUUUCUUCAAAUUUGGCUUCCACUUCUCGGCCGGAGGGGGUUUCGGAGCUCGACUUGUUUCUCGAGUUGGUGCCUUCGAGGAUGAGGAAUGAGCUGUUUGUGCAUCCCGAGAUCGAGGAAUUGAUUGAAGUGGUGAUGGAUUUGGGUAGGAAGCCUCUUGCUAGGUUUCCUUUAGGUGAUUGGGAUAUCUCGCAACAGCCUGUAAAGCUCGAAGAUCUACAUCACGCGAUAUCAAAGGUUGGUGAGUUUUCGGAUGACAACCGUUCAGGUAUUGAUCACUCUCUACAUCGUAUAAGUGCUAUAAGAAACCGGAAACUGCAAGUUAUCGGCCUCACUUGCCGUGUGGGUCGUGCUGUAUCUGGAAGUGCUGAAAUUAUAAGUGACUUAGUUGAAGGGGGAGGUUCCAUCUUGGUUAUAGGACCUCCAGGGGUUGGCAAAACAACAUUAAUCAGAGAAAUAGCUAGAAUGUUGGCGGAUGAGCACAAGAAACGUGUUGUCAUUGUUGAUACAUCAAACGAGAUAGGAGGUGAUGGGGAUGUCCCUCAUUCUGGAAUAGGUCGUGCAAGAAGGAUGCAAGUCCCAAAUGUUAAUAUGCAGCAUAAUGUGAUGAUUGAAGCUGUGGAAAAUCAUAUGCCCGAAACUAUUAUAAUCGAUGAAAUCGGAACAGAGCUUGAAGCAUUGGCUGCCAGUACAAUAGCUCAGAGAGGAGUUCAGCUUGUUGGAACAGCACACGGAAUGACUAUAGACAACGUAUUAAAGAAUCCCUCUCUGCAGAUCCUUGUUGGUGGCAUAGAGAGUGUUACUCUCAGUGAUGAGGAAGCAAGGAGAAGGAAGGUGCAGAAGACAAUUCUUGAGAGAAAAGGGCCUCCUACAUUUACAUGCGCCAUUGAGUUGAUUUCUAGAACUGAGUGCCGUGUUCAUCACAGAUUGGAUGCAACUGUAGAUGCUAUACUGGCAGGGAAAUCCCCACUAUUUGAAGUCCGUUGCAUGGAGGAUGAAGCUAAUAAUUCUUUGAAGUCUACUACAACAACCAAAACGGACCAUCUACAAGAUUAUGAGCUUACUAAUAAUGAAGAGAGAAGAACUGAAACAGAGUCUGAUGGGGAAGAUGGGGAUUAUCAUGCCAAUACCAAGAAAUUGAGCGUUAUUAGAUCUGUGAGCAACAGGAGCUCACCAUUGUACGUUUAUCCUUGUAAGAUCCUGGAAGCUGAUCUACUACAAGUAGCAAUGGUAAUGGGGCUUGAGGAUGAUAUAGACGUGACUGAUGACAUUGGAGCAGCAGAUGCUAUUCUAGCAUCCAGUUCUGAAAUGAAGCAGAACCCCUGGAUUCGUGGUGUAUCUAAAUACCACCAAUUGCCUGUAUUUGUUAUCAAGUCAAAUACCAUGGCACAAAUGGUAAAGGCAGUCCGCAUGAUUCUCGAGAUGGAUUCCAUUGGUUCUAUAUCAAGGAAGCCACUCAAAAAUUUUGAAAUUGAAGAUGAUGCACCAAAGAAAAAACCAUCCUUGGAGGAGAUUGAUGCCUUGGAGGAGGUUCGCCUUGCUAUUGAGUAUAUUGUGAUUCCUGGUGGUGAGCCCGUAGAACUUCUCCCCCGACGCUCUGAGAUAGUUGCCCGGCAGCUUGAGCUUGUGGAAAGUUAUCAGCUCGCUGCAGAGAAUUCAGGCACCGAGCUAAACCCAAGGUUGCAGAUCCUUCCCCAGAAGCUACACAAGAAGACUUCUGUAAAGCACUCCAAAUCUGGUGCAAGUUCACAGAAGGAUGCUAACCUCAAGUCACUAACUGGUGGUGGUGGAGCUACUAGUGUUGCUCGGCUGCCACUUUUGCCCGAAUAGCUCAAAUAUAUAUCUCUAAUUGUAAAUGUGUUUCAACCUCGAGUUGAUUCAUGUACAGUCUUGUAAAUUAUGUGUAUCUUAUCCUCUCACCAUUCAACCUUGUUGAAUAUUUGCGUAAUUGAGCCAUUGGCUCCAUUCUUCAUCAAUGAUGACAAAUAAGUUUUCUCGACGACAAA